CAGCUGUCUGUCGAGACUGCAUCAGCCGCAGGUGUUCUCGCGAUUAGGCACUCCGCUAACAUGCUGAAGCAGGCUGCCGUCGCCUUCAUAAAGGCCCACUUGCUCAGUGUGAUGGCGACGCAGGGCUGGGAUGAGGCUGUAGUCAACGACCCACAAACUUUUAUGGAGUUGGUUCACCUGAUUGCAGAGACACCGACAGACACCAGCACGCCAGGCGCUGGAGAGAGCAGGACCGGCCCCUCCCCGCAGCCGCACAGUGGCCACAGCGACGACGGCCGGAGGCCAGCCACAGCUGCGCCCCCCACCACUCCCCAGGCCACUCCACAGCCUGAUGACGCUGCCGUCUCUCACCUGCGAAAUCUAUCUGGAGACAUGAAGGGCGAGAUGCUGAUUGCGGCGGCUAAGGAGGGGUCAGAGAGCAAAGUGCGAACGUUGCUGGCAAUGGGGGCGGACGUAGAGGCGAAGGACGAGAACAAGCGGACAGCACUGCACUGGGCAGCAGCCAUGGGGCACGGGGAGGUGGCGGCCCGUCUGCUGGAGGUAGGAGCAGGCGUUAACGCCAGGGACCGCUGGCAGAACACGCGUCUGCGUCUGGCUGCAUGGAAAGGCCAUGCAGCUGUGGUGCGGCUGCUGGCAGCUUCCUCUGCCGACCACAACGCCAGGGAUCAAAGUGGGAGCACGCCACUGCACGAUGCAGCACGGCGUGGCCGUGCAGAGGCGGCGGCUGCACUGUUAGAGGCAGGGGCCGACAGGGAAGACAAGAGUUAUGGUGGGGACACGCCGCUGGACCUAGCCGAGCGGAACAACCACAAGUCGCUCAUAGACAUCCUAAGAUCAAGCUGA
Schistocerca piceifrons (Central American locust) is the source of this 843-nucleotide messenger RNA. RefSeq names its product ankyrin repeat domain-containing protein 2-like. Gene Ontology annotation, molecular function: protein binding. The coding region runs from base 61 to 843 and encodes 260 amino acids. The record is from RefSeq and is a predicted model, not a curated record. The transcript is spliced from 3 exons. Lineage: Eukaryota; Metazoa; Arthropoda; Insecta; Orthoptera; Acrididae.